Molecule: messenger RNA, 804 nt
Organism: Monascus purpureus
Lineage: Eukaryota; Fungi; Ascomycota; Eurotiomycetes; Eurotiales; Aspergillaceae
Source: the annotation of a GenBank genome assembly
AUGAAUUUCUUUGCGCGCAUCACAUCGCGGCCCCCAGAGCAUACUAAUACGAAUACUGCUGCUGGUUCCACGAGAACUCGAACGAAAACAAAUGCGAUCGUCAUGGGAAGAAAGACGUACGAGUCCUUACCGAAACAUUUACGGCCGUUGAAGAAGAGGGUUAACGUCGUUCUUUCGAGGGAUGAGGGGGGUGCUGUUUCAGAGGGCGUUAGGUUGGAUUUGGAGGGGAAGGCUGCUAAAGAGAAAGAAAAAGAGGAGGGAACUGUCCAGCCUCUACAAGAACAGGAUAAGCAGCAGGCACAAGAGCCUGUUACGGAUGCAUUCGUUUGUUCUGGGCUAGAUGAUGCUCUUGAUGUGCUGAAUCGGGUAUAUAAUAAUGCCUGCGGGAACGGUGAGGACAGAGACGAUGGAAACCUGGGCAAGAUAUUCAUUAUUGGCGGUGGAGAGAUCUACGCGAGCGCAUUACGAUUUGGACAAGAAUGGGGCCAUCAUUUGCGGAUUGUCAUGACGGUUGUGAGGAGGCGAUCAGCAUCUACAUCUGCCGAAACAAAUAACUGUAUCCGGUUGGAUACGGAUACGGACACAGAUACGGAUGUCCCUCUGCAUUUACAUGCGCGUGCGGAUGAUUCCCUGUUUGAGUGUGAUACCUUCUUCCCGCUUGAUGCGCAUCAUCUUACCCCCGAACAUGGCUGGAGGGAGGCCAGUGCUGGCGAGGUAUCGGAGUGGGUUGGUGAGAGUGUCAGUUCGGAAUGGAAGGAUGAAGGUAAUAUUUCGAUCAAGAUUGUGGGAUAUGAAAGGGUAUGA